GCACAUGAAAAAUCACAUAUUCACAUAUUAAACAAAGAUCUCUUCACACGAACCGAUCUCCGAAAGCAAGCACUCCAAAUCCCGUCCGCACCACCCGCGAGCCCCCAGAAAUCGUGUGGCAAAGAGCCUCUCUUCAUGUUGUACUCCCCUCUUUUUUUAUUUUCACACGUGGGAAAGGAAUGCGAACGAGAAGUGGUAAACAAAUGACCCCUGAAUUUCCCUCUCUACCUACUGCUAUCAACCCCCUUUCUGAGUCAAAACCCAUCUUCUCUGUAAGACCAUUCUCUCUCUCUCUCUCUCUCUCUCUCUCUCUCUCUCUCACACACACACACACACACACACAUCUGUCUCUCUCUCUCGCACACGNUCUCUCUCUCUCGCACACGAACACUCGCACACACACACACACACACACACACACACACACACACACACACACACACACACCUUUCAACAUCUAUCAAUCCAGGUCCGGAACGCUGUCCGUGUCUAAUAGACCAGUAGUGAGCCCUAGUUGCUACCUUCCACACUCAUCCUUAUCCCGAAAGGCCAGCCACAUAUAGGAAUGAAGGAGAGGGGUUUGAACCAAUGAGACUUUGUAGUAUGCUACUUCUCUAGACUGAGUGCUCCGUAGUAUGCUACUUCUCUAGACUGAAUGCUCCUGAUAGUAAGGGGAAAGCUAUCAAUGCCGCCUGGGGUUGACUGCUAACUCGAAACCCGUGUGUUCUCUGUGACUUGUACUGUGGGACGCCGGUCCCUUUAUCCCCAGUCGCCUGCAGGUGUCGCUCCCCACCUGUAGAUGGAGCAUGCUCCUCCUUGGAAAAGUAGGAUAUCCCUCCAAUGCAAAGAGUCUGACGCCUCUUGUAACGUGACUUCCACUCCAAUCUCUGUAGAUGGAGAAUUGGCCAGUCUUUUGAAGAAACGAUGAUGAUAAGAUCCAGCCGGGUCAGUCUUUUGAAGGAAUGAUAAUAAGAUCCAGCCAGCCGGUUUCUAUUUUCGAAUAGACCAGUUCAUAUUUCAAACCUUCGGAUUUUUAUUAUUAUUUUUUUUUUCCUUCGGAUAUUUCAAACCUUUGCAUACCUCUCCUAUCUCUCUUUCUUUUUUCUUUCUUUUUUUUUUUUUUUGAAGAAAGUUAAACGUCCUUUACUUCUCAAUCAAUCUCUCGCAAGUGCUCUUAGCACGGGCGUUAGUCACGGGAAUGCGCGUGCCGCCCAAGACGGGCCCCCGCCUGCACCCUCGGGAUUGUCGAGGGCACUACCAGAAGGGCGUGAGGGAAGCAGGCCUACGCACGGGCUCAGCGAAGAAGAAAGCACCAAACCAAAGGUAGGUAGCUUUCACUAAUCAGAACACAAGAAAGCCAAAAAAAACAAAAAAUAACGGUGAACAAACGAAAGGACGGAACUCCUAAAAACGGAAGUAACGAGCUGAUGAAAGAGGCAGCAAUGGCCCAACGACAGGACGGAACUCCUAAAAAGAUAACGGUGAAAAACGGAAGGAACGAGCUGAUGAAAGAGGCAGCAGUGGCCCACAGACUUCGCUUACGCACACGACUGAUUGAGAGAAAGUUACGGCGAGAUCCCACUGGCAAAGAGGAUUGGAAUAAGUGUGUGAAUCUGGACACGGUGAUCCACACAGAAUAGUGAAAACAGUGGCCAUAGACUGCUUCUCGUACACGCAUCAACAUAUUUACAUUCCUUCUCCGCAUGUACAGCUCUCAGAAAACGCGCAAUUUCCCCGACGGGUUUCGGCUAAUCAGGCUGCGCUCCUGGCACUCGCUCCUCAGGGGGCUUCUCCUCAGAUCCGCCUUGCGGCACCACCAGACUUUCCACACACAUGCAGAAAAGCGGAUCAAUCACACGUGUUCCAAACAGAGAUGCAGAAAAGCGGAUCACCUCUCCAGACACUUAUUCCACUUCCUUCUAUUCGAACUCAAAACGCACGCCGCCGACCGGUCGCUCUAAAAGAUAAAAGGUGGGACAAACG
This is a messenger RNA of Chara braunii, 1983 nucleotides long. Lineage: Eukaryota; Viridiplantae; Streptophyta; Charophyceae; Charales; Characeae. The record is from the annotation of a GenBank genome assembly.